AAGAGCCGGGUUCCUAAAAGAGCCGGGCUCCUGAAAGAGCCGGACCCCGCAGUGCGGGGCGCAGGGAGGGGGCUGCUCCGGCAUGGAGCUGAUGGUGCUGCUCAAUGCCCUGGUAACCCGCCUGCUCUUCGUGUUGCACUCCCUCAUCGGGGUCUGGAGAGUGACUGCCGUGAAGAAAGAACCCAAGUACUGGCUGCUGGCACUGCUCAAUCUCCUCCUGUGCCUGGAGACAGGGCUCACCCUCAAGUUUAAGCAAGGSAGAGGCUACAAAUGGUUUUCACCAGCAAUAUUUUUAUAUCUGAUUUGCAUAGUACCAUCACUAUGGCUACUAGAAAUUCAUCAUGGGACUCAGUACUGUGGCAAUGAGCCUGGGGCAGUUCAGGUGAACAUCAGCAACCAAGACUUCAAUCAAUCCAGAGACAACAGUGGAAGUGAGGGAACAGAUCACCACAUCAUACAGACGGCUAAAGUCUUUGUCAAUCAGCUCUCCACAAUCUGUGAGACUGUAUGGACAYUGGCCCUCCACCAGACAUUUCUGCUGCUGCUAGUAGUCGGGAGAUGGCUUCUCCCCAUUGGAGUUGAAAUCACCCGGGAUCAACUGUCUCAGCUGCUUCUCAUGUUUGUGGGAACAGCAGCAGAUAUACUUGAAUUUGCUAGUGAAACCUUGGACAUUGAGGAUGUUCGGAAGAACUACGCUCUCAUAAAUGCAAUUCUUGCUGUGUGGACCUGGAGUAUGUUACAAUUCCCACUUGAUCUUGCAGUACAGCAUAUUGGCUGCAAACCAAGCACAUCGGCCAGGCGGAUCCCCAGCCUGCUGCUGUGCAGGUACAGCGCAGAACUCUGGAACAUUGGGGUCAGCCUUUUCAUCCAGGACGGCCCCUUCUUCAUCGUGCGUUCAAUUCUGAUGGGCCACUUCAGAAUAUUCAAUCAGAUGCUGGUAUUUUUUACAGCUAAGAAUAUCUUAGUUGUGACUCUACAGUUGUAUCGUCUGGCAGUGAUAUCGUUAGACUUCCGUGCUACUGUCCUGCAGAAGAGCAGGAAAGGAGAAGUCUGUUGCUGCCCAUGUGAACCUUAUGAGGCUCAUGCUCAYGCUGCUGGCCACCAGGAGAAUGAAAUGAAAGAGUUGGUUGUUUUUCCUCCAAAAGAGGAAUCCCAAGCUCCAUCAGAAGAUCACUGAGCAGYUCCUGACUUGGAAGAGGUUGCAUUUCCCGCAGCUUCUUCAGAGGGGCUUUGCCUGUUUCUAUGAUCAAAYACACCCUGAGUGCCUAAGUCAUCUUUUGCAUCAAGAGAACAAUAAUUUCUUCGAAAUUGUAGGGGAAAUUUCUCAAGCAAAUUAAUAGUAAUGGGACUUUCUUUUUAAUCCAUUUAUACGGUGGGUUUUGACUAGUUCCAUAUGAUAUUAUUCACAGGGAUUUUGUAGCYAUAGUUUGUAGUAGCGAGAAAGGUUGGGAGCAUUAACAAGACUGGUUAUUGCCAUUGGUGGCACUGUGCUGAYGGCUGUACUUGCAUGCAUUCACACAGAGGGACAAGCCCAUCCUUUAUGGGAAGCACUAAAGCAUUGAGCUCUAUGGAAUGGUUGGACUAGAACUGCAGUGUGAUGAGCAAGAUGGUCACUGUGCACAGGAGGAACUUCAGCAGCAACAACCAUGCAGGCAUACAAAGGGAGAGAGAURACACAUUUCUGUUGUUACUGUGACUUGUUCAUUCCAGAAAUGUAAGAAAACCUUCUUCAAAUGUUACCUCAUCUUUGGCUGGACUCAGUUAAGGACUAUGCAACACAUGAAACUGCAUACAAAACACUCUUACAACCUGCAUGGUCUGAAUARCCUAAACCUUAACAAAAAGAAAAAAGCAGCCCCCCAGACCAUUAGAAGACAACUACAUUUGCUACAGGCAGUUUCUACAGUUACAUGCCUUUCUACUUUUGCCAGUUAAAACACACACGCACAGAACGCACAUUGACCAAAACUCACCAAAAUACUUGCAAAUACAUUUUUUUCCUCUUGAUUUUACUGUUCUUGCAGUUGGGACAGKUUUUUUUAAUGUCUCCAUUUUGUAUGAUUUUAAAAGUGGCCUGACCCAGGCAUACAAUCUCUCUAGGAAGAAGAGGGCACUGCUGCUCAAGGCAAUUUUAGCCAAAGGAUUCAGUCAUGCACUUGAUCCAUAAAGCACCACAAGGUCCCAUGAAAUAACCUGAAACAUUGUCUGGUCUGGUGAGGGUCAAGAUCCAUUUUAAAGAAGUGGCUAAUAAUUAAUAAUUUACUGCUUUCACAUUUGGAGUGAGCAACAUAGGCCCCARUUUCUCCCGGGGACACACUUGAGAUCAGUGUAAGACCAUUGGCUUUGCUGGACUUARCUUAGAGAAGCUGAAAGUAAGAUAGUGAUUUUUGAAAGUCUGCCUAAAAAUUAUAUUGUCACAUAACAUGGCAGGUGCUUUUACAGAUUUCUGCAUCCCUUCUGAAAGAGAGCAGGAAAGCAUAUAAAKUGACCUAAUUAAGGUAAUUUCCCGUAUUAAAACCACCCAAUUAAACCUUAUUUUCUAAAGUUU
This is a messenger RNA of Malurus melanocephalus (red-backed fairy wren), 2548 nucleotides long. It is a transcript of the gene TMEM26, whose product is annotated as transmembrane protein 26. The transcript has 6 exons. Lineage: Eukaryota; Metazoa; Chordata; Aves; Passeriformes; Maluridae. The coding region runs from base 83 to 1177 and encodes 364 amino acids. The record is from RefSeq and is a predicted model, not a curated record.